Molecule: messenger RNA, 1592 nt
Organism: Misgurnus anguillicaudatus (oriental weatherfish)
Lineage: Eukaryota; Metazoa; Chordata; Actinopteri; Cypriniformes; Cobitidae
Gene: nmnat2
Product: nicotinamide nucleotide adenylyltransferase 2
Biological process (GO): NAD+ biosynthetic process
Cellular component (GO): Golgi apparatus
Molecular function (GO): nicotinate-nucleotide adenylyltransferase activity; nicotinamide-nucleotide adenylyltransferase activity
Source: RefSeq, a predicted model, not a curated record
CGAACAGCUCCCAGUCAGUGACGCUCAGCCUGACUGCCGCAGCCCAAUGAACCUCGCCUUCUGCUGCGCGCUCCCAACACAACAAAAGGCCUCAACACUGGACACAUAUGUAAAAAAUCACGGUCCAUCACAACUAAAAUGACGGAGAACACUAAAACGCAUGUCAUCUUGCUGUCAUGUGGAAGUUUCAACCCCAUCACGAAGGGACACAUUCAUAUGUUCGAAAAAGCAAGAGAGUAUCUACACAAGACUGGUCGCUUCAUUGUGAUUGGAGGUAUAAUCUCGCCUGUACAUGACUCCUAUGGCAAACCGGGCCUUGUCUCGAGCAGACAUCGUCUGACCAUGUGUCAGCUGGCAGUUCAUUCUUCUGAUUGGAUCAGAGUGGAUCCUUGGGAGUGCUAUCAGGACACCUGGCAGACCACCUGUAGCGUUCUGGAGCAUCACAGAGACUUAAUGAAGAGAGUGACAGGAUGCAUUCUGUCCAAUGUGAACACGCCCUCCACAACUCCUGUGAUUGGUCAACCACAAAAUGGGACUUCUCCUAUUUACCAAAACACAGCUAACAAGUCUGUGGCUAUUAAGAUGUGGGGAAAGAUGAGUGAGAGUCUGGGUAAAAUUUGCUGUGUUCGCCCGCACAUGGAGCGUUUUACCUUUGUUGAUGAAAAUGCCAACCUUGGCACUGCAAUGCGCUACGAGGAAAUCGAGUUACGUAUCUUGCUCCUGUGUGGCAGUGAUCUCCUGGAGUCUUUCUGUAUCCCUGGCUUGUGGAAUGAAAUUGAUAUGGAGGUGAUUGUAGGGGAUUUUGGGAUUGUGGUGGUUCCUCGAGAUGGAGUCGACACAGAGAGGAUAAUGAAUCAUUCGUCUGUGCUCAGAAAGCACAAGGACAAUAUUAUCGUGGUAAAGGAUGAGAUUGACCACCCAAUGUCAGUUGUCAGUUCAACUAAGAGCAGACUGGCUCUUCAGCAUGGCGAUGGUCAUGUGGUGGACUACCUGAGCCAGCCAGUCAUUGACUACAUUCUGCAGAGUCAGCUUUACAUCAAUGCUUCUGGAUAGAGCGGGACACUCCUUCCCAUCAGCCAUUCCCGUCUGUCUCUCUCUGUAUGUAACGUAGAGUAUAUUCCUCCCGUGCUACUGCUGCUUUUCCAUGUAGAGGAGCGUUAGUCCCUUCUUGUGUCUUAUUGGGCCAACGGAUGUACAGCACUGUGCCAGAGGGAUCUGUUUAUAAAGACUUGCUCCACCAAUCAGUUUUAAGAGACCGGGUCAUGUGGUUAGAUGAACCAUUGCCUGCUUUAAGCUUGGCCUUUUGACACUCUCUGUUCUUGUAGUUGCAUGCCAAUGGGUUUUCUUUCAGCGCAUGUAUGUGUUUAAAUUUAACACAUAGACCUUAGUCUGUGGUUACAGUGUUUGCAGGAAAAACUGUGCUUGGAUUCAUCUCAUCUCGAAAUGCAUUUUCUACUCAUGAAUCAAGUGGAUGUACAGAGAAAGAUUAGGUUGCAGUCUCAUUUAAUGUAUGCCUCAGUGUUUUGUCUUCAGUGUGCAUUCAUGUAUACGUUGAGUAUUUGGUUGCACAUUAAAGAAUGCGAUUCAAUUUA